AUGGCGGAAUUAUUGCUAGAUUCUGCUAUUCGUGUUUGGGUAAUUUUGCCCAUUGUAAUAAUAACAUUUUUUGUUGGAAUAAUCCGACAUUAUCUUUCUAUUCUUCUACAGUCCAAUAAGAAGGUAGAACUGGAACAAGUUAGCGAUAGGUUUGUAUUAAAAUUCUUUUUUUCAAAUUCUAAAUAUCUAUAUGACUAUAUUUUGUAAAUGAUUCAAUCAUCAAUGAUUCAAUGAUAAUUUGUGGUGUUAGAACUCAUGUGAAUUAUUAUAUCGGACAAACUGAAAAAUUGGGCUACAGACCCCUUGCCUUGUUUACGUGGUCUGACAAACAAAAGUUUUUAAAAAUCUCCUAAGACAAUGCACCUAUCAAUGUUAAUCGGGGGUAAGGGUGCAGGCAAUGGGUGGGGAUUUAAUCGUAAAUUCUAUCCCAACAGACGGGCAUUUGUCAAAGAUUUUUUGCCCGGGUGCGGGCGAUUUGCCCUUCGAUCCAUAAUUCAACAUGCGAUUUCAGUACGAAGCCUGGAGCCUAGACUUUCCAAAGUCCUUUCCAGGCCCUUCUAUGGCGCGCUUCACUUCCUCUGUGGAAAGGACUUUUGUCACUUGCAGCGCACCAAAUCUCACCGGUGGAAAAAUCCACCGGUGACGUCAUUGUUUACAUUGAAGGCCGAAGCGGUUACAUUAUCGGUCAUUAUCGAAGGAGUCUAACAAUAAUACUAUAUUCUCAGGCUCUUUGUUGAACAAAUGUGUAUUAUUGAAGCAAAGAGAGUAAACAGUGUAAUUACAAUUUUGUAGAACACAAAAACCAUGUAAAAAUACACAAACAGACAUUAUAUAACUUAUAGUAUAAAGUACAGGGUGUAGAAAUAAACUUUAAUACUGCCACCGAAGAUGCAUCUGUUGAUUCUAAAAUUUCCACACUAGUUUCGGGUUUAGUUUGGAUUUCUUGAUCUCGAUUACUGAUUAUUACAAAUCGCUUGCUGAGAAAACAACGCAUAUUUUUACUGGAUUUUGAACUCUAGCGAGUAGCAAGGUCUUCUAGUUGAUCACAAUCGCUGCUUCUUGGUUUAAUACAGUUGUCUGAUUCUUUUCAAUUUAUAGAUUAACUUCUACUAGCUACGAUAAUAAAAUCGCUGGCGAACAGAGUCAGACUAUUCUUGUCGACAUAAUUACGGCACACAUUGCUUAAAUAGACAAACAACUGUGUCAAAGCUUCAAUAAGUUUUUACAUGCACUUGUUUUUGUUGAUACAUUGAACAGCUUUCGGCACUUACUUAACUUGGGUCAGUCAUUUUGUUUCCACACUUGGUGCGAACUGUUUCAUUCGACGACCAAGAAAUAUCAAUUCUAGUCUAGAGAAUGUUUUUGUUUUUGUAAACCCAUUGUCGGUGCGGUGAAGUAAUUGUAUGAAAUGUACACACUUUUAAUAUGUCAAAAUUAUUCGCGCCAAAAUUUUAAUGCGAUUGAAAAUUCCUGCAAGCGACACAAGUCGACCACUCGCGACUUCGUCCCUCGGGUCGCGCACUCCCUUCCCCAUGGUCGACUUGUGGCAAGUCUACCUGGAGCCUAGAAUCGAGAAAACCGCAAGUCUGGAAAUAUUCUGCUUCUGUCUUCUGGCCUUUUGGAAUUUGAAUACAGUACAUAGUCUGGUUUCUGGGGAUAAAAUUUAGGAUGCCCAGACGCUUUUUGUUGCUCUUUAUAUUAAAUGUUAAAAUAUUUUGCCUCGAUCUAUCCCCUGGGUGCGUCUGUUUUGAAACAUUUGAUUAUCUUAGAAUGCCCCACCAGUGGGCAUUUGACCCAAUUUUUUAUUUUCAGGUCAAAUCCCCACCCAUUGCCCGCACCCUUACCCCACGGGAUUAAUAUUGAUAGGUGCAUAACUUUGUUCAAUUCUUUGUAUAAUUGCAAUUUUCCUGCCAGCACAACAUAAACAAGGGGAGGGGACCAGGGCUUGAAUUUUAUUGCGGCAAUUGCCGUAGAGGUAGAACAAAAUGCCGUGGAUCAUUGUGGCAACGACAGCAAUUUUUUGCCAUAUAGUGCAAUUUUUAUACUAUUCACUGUGCAUUACUAUUUUGAUACUUGAAUUCAGAUGUAAAUCACCACUUUAGUCUCAGUUCCCUUCGAAAAGAAAAAAAAAACACUAAAGAAAUAUGUAAACAUGUUUCUAGCUUGUCAACAGUCCAAAGUAACAAUAAAAUUAAAUUUUAUUACAGUAAUUUUGAAAAAAUGCUGUGAAAAUUGCCAUAGACCGCUGUAACGUUCUACGGCAGUUUUUAAUGCCAUUGCCGUCAAUUGAUUUAAGGAAAAUUUGAGGCCUGGAGGGGACUAUUUCAUUUAAAAGACAUCCCCCCAAUUAAUUAGUAUUGUGGAGAACAACCUCUGCAUGCAUUGUUAACAUUAUUUUAUGCACAUGUCAACAGCCUGCCCAGGGGGUGGGGUACACCCCCGGGACAACCUGGGGAAAACAAGGGGGAAUUUGGUAUUUUAGCCACAUAUUCUGCCCUUGGGCCCCAGAGAAAUUGUGUACUUUGUAAUAUCUAAGGUAUAUAAUGUGAGGGGGGAGGGGGACUUUUUGUCGUGACAUUUUCAUAAAUGAAGUGCAAAGUCAGUAUCGCAGGCUCAAGGGAAAAAAACGGGCACAACAUUAAUUGCCUAAAUGUCUUCGGAAAACAAGUUGUGUAUUUUAUAUGUUUGAUAUUUAAUCUGUAUUAUUAUUACUGAUGUAUUGAGCAUCCAAUCCAUAUAUAUUUACUUUCUAUUGGCAAUGUACCCUGGUUCCAGAGGCUCUUUGCGAGGCGAAAGAAACAAGAGGCGAGAAGGAAGAUCUUCUGGUCACAUCGGUUGCAAAUCCCACUUCCACACUUGAUUAGGUUCAGAAUUUGAAUCUCGCAUGUGAUUGGCCAUUUGUAAAAAUAUGUCAAACCAGUUUGGGAAAUAAACAUUACUGUAAGCUAAUUAUAGCUAUUGUAGCACCUGGCUAUAAUAGCUAUAAUAUAGAUAUACUGUAUUAUUAACCCAUUAAGCUGCAAAGCUUCCCCAUUGACAAGUAAAAUUUUCUGGCGUUGGACAAAUAAAAAAAAAAUAAGCAGGGCGCACCGGGGUGCAUUGUGACUCAAUUGGUUAAACAUCAAUGUAUUCUAUAUUAAAUCAGAUAGAAUCAUAGAUACAUACAGUAUACACCUAUUUUGCCUUUAGUAAAAUUAUGUUUUGAAACUCUGCAAAACUUUGACCAUGAAAUGUAUUGUAUUCACUUCCUAAAGCACUGCAAUUUGCUUCAAAAUCUGAAACGCCUGAAAAAAUAUUUUGAUCACCUAAAAUUUGCAGGUUGAGAUUCAACAUAUUUUCUCAUCAAAUAAAAAACCUUUUGUUAGUCAUUAGUCAAACUACUGUGUUUUUUUACUUUAUGACAUAUGAUGAUUCCAGAUAUACUGUAUUUUUGUAGUUGCUAGGAUACCAGUUGCUUGGAUACCAAUUUAGAAGUCCUGGUAUCCUCAUUCCUCAAUGGAUACCAUGGGAAAAUUCUAAUUUUGAACCCUGGUUGACUGACUCAGCUCAGAUCUCUAUAACUUUGUGCAUUCUCUCCAAUAAUGACUAAUUAAAAGGGUUUUUGCAUAACUGGGAGUUUUGACUUUUUAACUUUCCAUCAAUGACUUUUGAAACUUCAAAUGAUUGGAGCUGGGUUUGUUCAGACUUUCAUGAACAACAAUGGAGUGAAUGGACCGAAAUCUAAUAGUUGUGCUUUACUCUUGAGAUUUUACUUGUAGGUGCACCAAGUAAUAAAUGUUUUAGUAGACUAAGAAUUAUAAAACAAAUUUUAUUCAAUAUCUUCUCUUUCUAAAAUGGGCCUACAAGAAACUUUUUUUCAUUUCUGUUGUGCCAUACCAGCGGUCUCAAUUUUAUUGAUCCCAGUGUUUGAAUCAGAGUAAAUUUUAGACUUGACUUUUUAUCCAUCAACUGCAGCGAAUCUAAAGGGAAGUAAUGCGCAGUCUUCAAAUAGUUAAAUAGGAAAGUCAUUUCCAUGUUUAUACCUUCCUUAGCCUGUCUUUAGAAAUAGUAUCGUCAAGAACAAAAUAUUAACUGGCAAUCUGAUCUCAUUAUGAGAAAUUAUACAUACCUAAUAACCCCUCGAAUAGUCGUCCUGUUGUUUAAACGUUUUAGUGCAAAGCAUCCUCAUACCAUUAAUACCCAACGCUUUCCCCUAAACAAGUAAAGUCAUCAGGGCAGUUAAAUAAUAUAAAUAAUGGGUUAAAUUUAAAGGGAAAUGGCAAUAUGUAUUUUUUAUUUUCUCAUUUGAAGACUAUAUAUAAUACUGUUUACCGUUUUUUUCAUAUCUUGCUUACUUCUACAAAUAUUUUGAUCGAAAGGAAUGAAAUGUCUGCCAUCUUCAUUUUUGUAGAUAUGCCUGUCACGUCACAACAGGGGUCACGCAAUAUUUUUAACUUAGACAACCACUAGUCAUUUUGCACUCAAAACUGUUCUUUGUCUGCCCUUCGAAAUAUCAAGAUCACUCAAAACCUUAAAAACAUCUACUGAACAAUAUUUGGUCAGCAACGAAUACUUUAAAUUUAUAUGGUUAAUCCCUGUUGUGACGUCACCAAAACUACCGUUAAUGAGAUACUUCAAGUGAAAAUAUUUCAAAAACUAAGCAAGAUAUGGAAAAUCGGUAAAAGAAGUUAAUAUAUAUAUAUUAUAUAGUUUCAAAAGUUCUUUCAAAUGAGAAAAUAAAAAUAUAUAUUGCCAUUCCCUUUGAAGGGAUAAGGACCACUGAGAAUUUCCUUGAACCAAUGGCAAGCUUUAGUAGUACAUUUAGUAGUAUAGUUUUACAUCCAAUACACUGCUAUCUUUAUUCACAAAUAAUAUAUUAUUUUAUUUUGGUUAUUGAAUGGUACCCAAAUAGAAUUAUCGUGCAAGUAUAGCUACGUAUAUUAUACAUAGUACUCUGUGUAUUAUAUUGAACUCUGAGAUCCAACGUGCAGGCUUGUUAGAAUUUUCAUCUUUAAGUGUUGCUCUUCUCUUAAUUUCUUUACAGUCAAGUAUUACUGAGAAGCAAGUUAUUAAGAGAGCAUGGUUCCUAUAUUCCUCAACAGGUAACUUUUUUGUUGUACUGUUCUCAUACAGUAUUUAUUUUGUAAAGUUUACACUACUUAUAAACAGUUAUAGAAACACGAUUUAAUAAUAACGUAUUUGAAAAUAACGUGAGAUUAUCAGCAAAUUGUCUGGGCCUUUGGGCCAGCUGUAGAAAAAAACCAUGGCAUUGAUUUCUUUGUAUUUUGAUCAUCAGGGCUUUCAAAUUAAGCCGGCGUGUGUUAUGAGGUUUACCACCGUCUACUUUCUUUAGAACAUAUAUACUUUAAAACAUACUUCAUGUGCUGUACUUAAUGGACCAUUUGCAUUAUAGACUAAAUUUUGAUCUAGUUAUUAACUAUGAUCUAGACAAGUCUAGACAAAAAUGUCAUCACAGCUUGAAAGAGCAUCACAACAUUAGUAAUAUUCCAAAGUUUCGUUGCGAAAUGUUGUAAAAUGCGGAUAAUAUAGCCUUGCGAAGUUUGCCGUUUUUCAGUCAUUUUGUAUUACGCACGGGAAAUUGACAGCCCAAUCGGGUGUUGGGGCAUCAAUUUCCCGUUUGUAAUACAAAAUGACUGAGAUUUGCAAAUUUCGCAAGGCUAUAUUAUCCGCAUUUUACAACAUUUCGCAACGAAACUUUGGAAUAUUACUAAUUUUGUGAUGAAAUUUUUGUCUAUAAUGCAAAUGGUCCAUUGUAUUAGAUGCAACACUGGAGCGACACAAGAACGGCAGUGAUUCAAAAGGCGUACCAAAUGCAAUGUUAUUGACAAGGUUGGGCGCAUUCGCCAGCGAAACCUAAAUAAAAUUCAAAAACAAAUAAGUCUAUUUUUUAAUUACAAGGGCUAAUCUAAUACUAGAACAAAUUUUAAAAAGUUGAGUUAGGUUUGGCACCUGAGUGCAUGGAGCGGCGUAUGAAGAACUUGUGUCGAUGUUUUGCCCCUCCGGAUUCUGCCGUACUUCAUUUUUUUCAUACGUCGCUCGUCUGUCGUGCGUAAUGGCUAAUUUGUCAAUUAAGUUCGGUACAUGAAAAGUACGCCACCUGAAACGGGCCUAAGCUUAUUUUGUUCAGUUAAUUGAUCAACCAAUAAUGUACAAAAAAAUAUGACAGCACUUCUAAUAAAAAAAUUGCUUCAUUAGUAAAAAUGUUCCUGCGUUGAGGACUACCGUUUACAUGCUCACCACAGCCACUUACUGAAAACGAUUAUGAAAGCCCUAUACCAUUACACUACAAAUAAUUUAUACUAGCUGCUUUACAGUACACCAACCUUUGUCCCACAUUAUAGUGAAAACAGUUUUCCUGUUGGUCACUUCAUAUUAUGCAAUCUGUGAACAGAACAAGACAUGCACUUUUUCCAGUAACCCAUUUAUUUAGCCCAACCAAGAUACCUAUAGAUCAUAAAAUUUCAUAUAAGCAUAAAUAAUAAUUUUUUUGACAGGCUUUUCAAAUGAGAAGACAUUUCUUUAAUGAUGAAGAAGAAGGGUUUUUUAAAACUCAAAAAAGAAAGGGAGCGGCAAAAAAUCCAAUGUCAGGUACCUUUACAUAUUUUGGUCAAUCCCAUCAUAGAUUAUUUCGAUUAUAUAAUUUGAAUAAAAUGACAUGAUUAUUGAAUAAUGUAUGGCUUGUAUAUUAUUUGCAGAUCCAACUAUGAUGGUGGAUAUGGCAAAAGGAAAUUUAACCAAUGUUUUACCAAUGAUCUUAAUCGGAGGAUGGAUUAACUGGCAUUUUUCAGGAUUUAUUACAAGUAAUUAUCUGUCAUCCCUUUAUGGUGUACAGUAAUUAACAUCAUGCUAGGAUCUUUCUGAUUGUUCUAAAAACCAUAAUUACAUUACAUUUGUUGACAGGCGUGAGUCACGUAGGUUAGGGUGAUAUAGUACAGUACAGUACAGUACAGUACAGUACAGUACAGUACAGUAUAAACCCCGCGGUAAAUAGUGACCAUUGGUUUUAGAAUAUUAAAGACAUUGGCCGAAAAAAAAGGAGGGCCAUUUAAAAAUAUUCGAAUUAGAGACACACGAUUACUUCAUCCUAUUACCAAAACCGUUGAUGCUUCCUCUCGCCCGAAAAAAACAACAACGCGUCUUGUUUUCGUGUCAAAACAUUCAGGAAUGAUGCAACUUUGCUAUUACAGUAACUGCUAAAAUGUCAAACUACAGUAUUAUUACCUAAAUUUCAACACAAUUUCCUGCAAACCAGUCAGUUGUCGCCGUUUUCAAAUUGUCGAUUUCACGACGUUAGGAAUGUAGUCGCUAGAAGAAGGAUCUGCAGUUUUAGUAAUAUACUUGAGCACUACAUUUAUGGACUCGGAAAACUCAUUGAGAUCUUUAUACGGCUAUAUCUGCAAAAUUACAAAGGCAGGGUCCUCAGUUAAAGCUGUGUAUCUCGGUAAAUUGCUAACUCUAAAAGCUACUUGGUGUUGUUUCUUGUGGGGUCUUGCAGUUUUAAAAAUUAAGUUAUUUUUGCAGUCGCCCUCAUAGUGUUGAUAGUGAAGGUUGUGGUUAGGGAAUGUGUUUGGUCAUGGAGAUGGUGUUGAUCAUUAUUGUCUUCAUGAUCAGAGAAAUAAUAUAAAGUUGAUUUGAUUUAAUUCAGUACUAAGGUAAAUGCAGUACUAAACGUUGUUUGUUUAUUUAAUUCAGCCAAAGUUCCAUUUCCUUUAACAAUCCGUUUCAAAGCAAUGCUUCAAAGAGGAAUUGAUCUGGCAUCUCUUAAUGCUUCAUGGUACGUAUCUUCCGGCAUAAAUCAUACUUCAUGUGUUUUCUGGCAAUUAGCGUGAGGCGGUUUCUACAAAAAGCCGGAAACCGACCAAAAAAAACGAGUGAACCGGGCUUUUAAAAAAUACGUUCGAAUAUCGAAACUACGGUAAAAAAAGACACACCACGCUACUCAGUACUCACGCAAGAUAUUAAACGUAAGGUAUUUUGAAGACGUUAAUAUCAAAGUUCAAACAAAAUCUCUUUAGUUUUUCGUGUGUAAAUGCCAAAACUUGAUUCAUUAACAGCAAACUCGUAUAAGUAUGGUUCGAUUUUAGUAAAAUACCUAUUUUUCAUCGAGUUUUGUUUUCCCCCGGUUUUUCGGUUUUCCAGUUUUUCUCCAAAAGUAACAUCGAGUAUUUCGGUUUUCAAAUGUGGGCAGGAGGAAUGUUUCAAACGCUUGGAUCUCUCGCAUAGAAACUGUUCUGGUAACUAACAGAAAGUUUAUGAUUACUUAACCCUAAAUCUUAAUAACCUGUUCACUGAAUCAACAAUAGCUUCCCAUUGAAACAUAGUGUGAUAUAACCACUAAGAACACACAGUUCCCAUGCUCAUACCAAGGUCUUUACCAGGCUACAAUCAUCAAUGGCUUCAUGAAACGUUAUCCGCAUGAUGUUGUUAAUUCUAUUGUAUCCGCAUGAUGUUGUUAAUUCUAUUACCUGUGCAUUAAAAUGUGGACAUAGCCUCCCCUCCCCCAGCCCCAUGUUGGCCCUUCCAGUAAACUAUGUUGCCCCAACCCCCAGCUAAGGUCCAUGAAUUCUUAAUUCAACUAAGUUUGAAGCACAUAUUUUGAAUAUGAAGUUAGCCCCUUAGAGUAUGGAGGUAUCGUUGCUGUAUGACCUUUGCAGCCAUGCCACGCCGGGGCGAAACGCCAAGCAGAUGAAAGAGUAUACAGUAGCUUCUCUCUGUAAAGACUGGUUAAAUCUAGAGAUAAGCCGAUAUAAAAAAGCCGGUUUCCGAUACCGAUUGUUCAAGAGACGAUAUACAGUACUAUAUACCCACCAUCGGCCGAUUGAUCGGCAAAACCGACUGUUGGUUUUCAUACUGUAAUGUUCAGUGUUUUACUUAAAUAUUGCUUGGCACUUUGUUUUUGAGCAAACGUUCGUCAGGCACAAGAAACCCAAAUCUUGAAAGGCUGAUUAUCUACAGCUAUCAACAAGGCUAUCAUCUCACCGAUGACAAUGAGGCAGGAGCACUAUUGAUAUCCCAACCAACGCGCACUUCGAAGCUCUCUUUGAGACUCAUCUGAUUGUUCAACUUUUUCCUCAUGCUGAUGGUAGUGUUUUCUUCUGCGUCGUCUUCUUUUUUUUUUGACUGAUCGAGCCGUCUCCUUGCUUGCUAGUUUAACGUACUUGUUGGGAUGUAGUGACUGCAGAUGACUUUUCAGAUUGGUUGUGAAAUUAUUUUUCUGCUUUCCACCUCGUGACGACAAAGAACGAGCACCGCUGCUUUUACAAAACAGACGUUCUGCCUUCGAUUCGUCUUUCUCAUCAAUUUUGAAAUAUUCCCAAACAAUAAUUUUGGAAUGACAAGGAGGAGACAGACACCGCUGACCGAUCAGAUAGUGAACGACAAUCGGCCGAUGGCCAUCAGUCACAGCCAAUGGCCGAUUGUGAUAAAAGUAGCCGCUAAUCGGCUCUGUCCAUGUUUUGCCGAUCAUCGGCUCAUCUCGAGUUAAAUUAAUUCGUUCGAAACGUAUCGCAAUGGUCUGUUGUGGCAUUUUAAUUUUUACCAAAUACUUCUGCUCUCGUGUGUAAGGCCAAAAUUCUGCUCACUAAAUUCCGCUUUCUUAGUUACGUUCUUUUAAUUUAUUAGCGUGUUUUGAUGGCGUAUGUAUUCAGUGAUUACUCCGGUACGGUAAAGUGUAAAAUUUCCGAUAAUUUUGUUAAGAAUAUUUUUACAAAUGAAAAAUCCCCUAAAAUAUCACUCUCAAUUACGAAAUUAUCAAUUCCCCAAACAUAUAUAUGUUAGGUAUGUUAUUAUACGUAAUAUAAGCUUCAAUAUGAAACUAAACUGCCUUUAUUUAUCGAAAAACUUUGAGUUUGAAAUAAAAUUAUUUCAAAUUCUCGCAUUCAAACAACUUUGCUUUCUUUUUUAUUUAAACAUUUUAAUGCUAAUGAUUUCGUUUCCCCGGAUGUAAAUAGCCGGGCGGAAUUAGUACCCUCGCCCCGGGCUUAUGCCCGGAACGGCGUUCCGCGCCGUUGGCUCGGGGAUAAAAUACUUUUCCAAUAAAUUGGAGGAUUAAAAAUUUCAAUAAAUGAUUUCUUCCGUUUUCGUGCUCGCUGAAUUCGUAAAUCCAUUCACUCCGUUUUCUAAGCUGUGUAAAUCAAAAUAGCAAGUUGUCAUGAAGAUGUAGACUGGCGAUCGACAAAGAACACAGCGCUGUAGAACGAAGUCGCCAUAUGUUCUUCACAAUUUCUUCACGAAAGAUGUCGUGUUUAGGGACUGGUCAUAAAGUAACUGCUAGGGUGGGCUGGAGGUAAAUCACAAAUUUUGCCAAUAAGUUUGGUGACCCAUCUUAAGAUGUAGAUAAAAAUUUCUAAGUCCAUCUAAUCUUACAAAACAUUUUUCAUGGCCCACCCAAUCUAAUUUGGGAAAAUACACUUUUAUAAUAAAAGAAAAUUUGUAGGUAUGAACAUUUUAAUUAUGCACGGCACUGUAUUGACAUACAUAAUUCCACCAAGCUUGACCAACACAUUGAUACUGAAUUUAUACUGUUGUAUAAACAAAGUACUGGCUUCAAUAGCAUCAUUUGCAUUUGAUAAUUUGGAUAGUUUUGUUUACUUGUAUUAUUAGUAUUUUUAUUUUUUGAAGUAGACAUGCAUGGGCUUUUUUGUUUGGUGGCCCAACCGUGGACAUACAAAAAAAUUGGUGGCCCAUCGAAACUGCCCAAAGAUUUUCCAUGCCCCAUCCCAAAUCACUCCAGCCCACCCUAGCAGUUACUUUAUGACUGGUCCCUUAGUUGCGAAGGACGAGAAAUUCUUCGCACAUAAAUAUGUCCUCACAUUUAUUAUUAGUAUUAUUAUUCAUUAAAACUUCAUUUAAACACGAAAUUCACUCACAAAAUGUGCUCGUCCAUGGAGCCGUGUAGAAUAGAUGUUUACAAAGUAUUUAAUGUUUCAAAAAUUAACUGUAAAGUCUGUAAUAAUAUACUAACUAUGAUGAUUGCCUUAAAAUGUUUUUGAAAGUUGCUACAGAUGUUGCAUUGAUUGCUUCAACAGGUAGGCUAUUCACAGGACAGAUCCUUUGUACGUAAAACUUUUCUUGAGUGACUCAGUCAAAGGUCUUGGGAGAAUAAUUUGCUAUGUAUGCGUGGAGGGGGCGAUGGGAAGUAAGGUAUCAUAUUGCUGAUUAUGCUGAAAAAAUUAAAAUGGCGACCGUGUAAACACGGAGUGACAGCUUAUAUACUUGUAAAUAUUGUAAUAUUUCGGCAGUUUUUAUUGAAAAUUUUCAGCAUAAUCAGAAAUAUGAUACCUUACUUACCGUCUUCCCCUGCGCGCAUAAUUUAAAAGCUGAAAUUGCCUAUUAGCUGGAGUAAAUUUGUUUGAAAGAUGUAGUGUAGUGCUGUACUUUGUGCAAUAUUUCAACAUAAAACAACUGAAUUCGUCCCAGAUGAAGUCGCCAUGAAACGUUUUAUGGGGUGAAUUAACUGAAAAGAAUUCACCGAUACUACGACGAAAGUCUGGAAAAGUUUCUAAAAUUUCUUUGCACGGACGAAUGUAGUUUAACAACAGAUAAUGCAGUGUUGGGAUGUUGUUGUUGAUAGUAUAAUACCUUUUUCGUUCUACGUUUCAGGGUCAGUUCAGUCUCAUGGUAUUUUAUCAAUGUUUUUGGUCUGCGUAGCAUGUAUUCACUUGUAUUGGGUGAAAAUAAUGGUAAGGAUAUAUUAGAAUUUAGACACUGAGAAUAGACCUUCCCCCUUAUGAGUGAAACUUUGAUCUAGAUAUGCCUGGACAAAAAUUUCAUCACAGCUUGAAAGAGCAUCACAAAAUUAGUAAUAUUCCAAAGUUUCGUUGCGAAAUGUUGUAAAAUGCGGACAAUAUAGCUUGCGAAGUUUGCCGUUUUUCAGUCAUUUUGCAUUACAAACGGAUCAUCAAUUUCCCAUUUGUAAUACAAAAUGACUGAAAAACGGCAAACUUCGCAAGGCUAUAUUAUCCGCAAUUUACAUCAUUUCGCAACGAAACUUCGGAAUAUUACUAAUUUUGUGAUGCUCUUUCAACCUGUGAUGAAAUUUUUGUUCAGACUUGUCUAGAUCAAAAUUUCACUCAAAAGGGGAAAGGUCUAUUUAUAUAGGGUGUAUUUUUGUCAGGUCCGCGUACUAGAUUUACCACAUCUUAAGCUCUCUAAUGUCUCAUAUACGAAAACGAGGUUAUAUAGCCACUGUAGUUAUCCAUAUUCUGAUUACACCUCAUGUGUCAACUUAAUGUGGAUCGUGACUAAAACACCACAUGAGUACAUACGAGUAACACACAAGAACAUACGAGUAACGUACGAGUAACAUACGAGUAACAUACGAGUAAAACACAAGUACAUACGAGUAAAAUACGAGCAGUAAACUUGUUUUUUAGUGUUUGUAGAUUGA
Molecule: messenger RNA, 12388 nt
Organism: Paramuricea clavata
Lineage: Eukaryota; Metazoa; Cnidaria; Anthozoa; Malacalcyonacea; Plexauridae
Source: the annotation of a GenBank genome assembly